AUGGCCGAGUCGACCACGAGAAGAUAUAAGAGCGUCACGAAAAUCAGCAGGCAGAAGUGCGAAUACUUGUGGAAGAUCGAGGAUUUUCCCUCGCUGUUCAUGGACGACCGGGAGCUGGUCGAGUCGGAUCGCUUCGGCAUGACCGACGACGACUGCCAGCAAUUCCAUCUGAGGCUCGGCUUCUGCGACUCGAAGGGCGAGCAGACCUGGAUCUCGCUCUACCUGUGCCGCGACUGCCGCGACGAGCAGUGUCCCCAGAAGUUGAAGUGCCAGUUCGCCUUCUCGUUCGUGGGCGUGAACACGAACUACUUCUGGGAGCAGGUGGCCUACGACAGAUUGGCCGCCAGACAGAUCCAGUGCGGCUAUCCGCGCUUCGUUCCCAUCAGCUCGAUCAACCAGAUCCUCAUGCCCGACAGGUCGGUCACGGUGCGCUGCGAGAUAAUCCUGUCGUCCGGCCGGGCGGAGCACACGACCGUCUCUCUGCCGCCCGUCGUCCCCGAGACCAACGACGACGACGACUGCAGCGACGCGGAGAGGUUCGAGCGCCGCAUGGACUUCGGGGCUCUGCUUCUGAACGAGCGAUUCAGCGACGUGAAGAUCAAGAGCAAGUCCGGCGAGAGGGUGGCGGCCCACAAGGCCGUGCUGAGCGGCGCCUCGCAGGCCCUGGCCGGCCUGUUCGAGCCGGAGAACGCCCGCUGCGUGGAGGGCUGCAUCGACAUGGACGACCUGGAGCACGAGUGCCUCGUCGAGCUGCUGCGCUACGUCUACACGGGCGAGAUUCGACUGGACGGGACGGAAUUGGACGAGCCACUGCUGGUGGCGGCCGACAGGUACGGCCUCGAGGCCCUCAAAGCCAGAUGCGAGGACUCGCUGGCGGCGAGACUGACGCUCGAGAAUUUCGCGCGAUUCCUGGAUGUGGCCCAGCAGAACAACGCGCCUCGCUUGAAAAAAUCGGUACUGAGAUUCGUCGUGGACAAUCGCAGCGAGAUAAUGACGACGCCCGCGUACAGGGACCAGCUCUAUCCAUUGAUGCUGGAUUUGAUAGAAGUUUGUGCUGAGGACAACCAACCACCUCCCCCUCCCCCUCCCCCAUUACCCCUAACGCCUCCCCAAUGGUAG
This is a messenger RNA of Trichogramma pretiosum, 1119 nucleotides long. RefSeq names its product speckle-type POZ protein-like. The coding region runs from base 1 to 1119 and encodes 372 amino acids. The transcript has a single exon. Gene Ontology annotation, biological process: protein ubiquitination. Gene Ontology annotation, molecular function: protein binding. The record is from RefSeq and is a predicted model, not a curated record. Lineage: Eukaryota; Metazoa; Arthropoda; Insecta; Hymenoptera; Trichogrammatidae.